AUGCUCUACCUUCUAGUAUUACAGGAAAAACCGGGCCCAAGUCCCUCGUGCAGAGGCUAUAUCAACGCUUCACUCUUACCGGUAGAAAAAUCUCGAAUCCUAGAACGAUUGAAUCGUAGGCGAAGUGACAUCGCGCGUGGAGUGCGACGUUUGCCCACUGCUGGGGAUAUGUUGAAAUUGAUAUCGUGGCGGGAUCGUCUCCGUAGCGUGCAGCGUCUAGUAUGCAACUUUGCGCCGCGCGGCCCCGUACCGUUCCGUCCGAUCUGGUCCCCUGCAUUACCUGCGUCCGUGUGUCCGCCACGCUCCCGUCCCGACGACGACAUGCCUGUAUUAUGUACUUAUCAGCGUGAUAUGGAUGAAACAUUCGAUGAGGACAAUAUAAUGUCACUCGAGGAACAUUUACUAUUAAAUGCAGUCUUUGAAAUCGAAAGGAAUAUAUCGAGAGAUUAUAUAGGAAGCUUAGAUGAAACAUACUUAACUAAACUAGCAGUAGCUACUAUAGAUAAUACGUUGUUAACAACUUCAUCUUACAAUUUAGUACAAAAACGAAAUAUCGAUAUAAUAGAUACUGAAGAUUUUACUAUAAAUGAUACUAGAACUACCUUGAAUGCGGAAAAUUUUCAUAUUAAAUUCCCAAAUAUAUUAAAACCUGCAAAGAAAAAGGGAAAUUUCGUUGGCCGUCCAAAAGCGUAUAAAAUUGAAGAUUUAAAUGAUCUGACUACAGAACCAGUCAUAAAUGAAAAUCCUACUCAAGAGACAACUCCAGAGAAAUAUAAUUACGGCGAUUAUGAAUUUGUUGAUACAAUAGAUACGACUCCAGUCACAACUGUUAUCAAAACUACUACACAAAGAGUUACGUUUUCAUUAAUAAUGCACAAUACAAGCAAGCCUCUAUGGCUUCGUUCAGACAAUACUGUUAAAAGUAUCAAACAGGAGACAACGAACACAACGUUAAUACCAGAAGAUGUAACAACAGCAGAUGCAUCUUAUAGCAGAAUAUCUUACAACACAAGUGCUGAAGAUUUGGACGUAUAUAAUGAUAUUAUUUCAAAUUUAAACAUCACAAAAAUUUUGAAUAAAUCUGAUGAAGAUAUACUAAAUGAUCCGGAAACUAUGCGACAGUUAGAAGAAGCUUUGAAUCGUAUGGAAAAUAAGUUAGCGAAGCCGCCGUACACAGGAAAGGUCCGUCGAGAGUUGAGAAGUGAUGAAAAAUCAAACGAAAAUACUCCAAAUGACUCUAAUUUAAAGGAUUUAGAAAGAAAUAAAUCUUUAGAGCGAGGCCCGAUGCUAAGCAUGGUCUUGAAAUACUUGCCAUAUUUGAAACCCUAUGAGAAAACCAUAGUAGCUUCAAUGGACCUAAACGGUUCCCGAUCGUGGUACAGGCGAGAGAAUGACGUGAAGAUUGAAUUCGGUUUUGGAGUACCCCUUGGUGCGAUGUCCGCACACCCUGUGUUUCAUUCAGCUUGGGAUAUCGGGUGUCCUAGUUCUGGCUUCCACCAAAUGGCCAGAAUGAUGGAUCGCAUGAUGUCCGAAAGCCUACAGCCGUUUGGAUUUGCGAGACUUUCAGCGCGUCGUGGAGGCGAUAUGAAGGACGAUGCACCUCCACCUCGAGAUGGACUAAGAACUGAAAAUAGUGAUAAUAGACGAGACAGAGCGCGAAAUCCUAACACACACCUUGGUAAUGGAACUAGGCAUCCGCCUACACAAGUUGUAAAACCGACUCCAGUAAACAAGUUUCAAGAGCAGCCACUCGAUCAAACCAAACCAACAGAUCCUACCACAGAAAAAUGGGCUGGGACACUGCGAAAACGAGACCCUGAUAUCCAGCCUACUUUACCAUCGAUUGUCACUCGCAAGACGUCUUCAACUUCAUCCAUCAGUAGCGGAAGAAAAACUCGAUCAGUCGAAAGAGUACCGAGAACUCGAAGGCAAUUAGCUCCAAUAAAACCGAUAAUAAGGAAAUCUGAUAUACCAACAGAAGGCGAUAUGACAAUGUUGGAGAAAGAUGAAAAGAUCUUCAACACAUCUGGUUAUGAGAUACAUUUAGUUGAAACUCUGGAGAGGGACAUUUUGCAAAAGAAUCCUGAUGUACGUUGGAGGGAUGUGAUAGGAUUGGACGAUGCCAAGUCUGUAUUGCAAGAAGCAAUGGUACUGCCACUCGUGAUGCCUGAUUAUUUUAAGGGUAUACGUCGUCCCUGGAAAGGUGUACUAUUAACCGGUCCACCGGGAACAGGGAAGACGCUGUUAGCCCGAGCGGUGGCUACUGAAUGCAGGACCACCUUCUUCAAUGUAUCAUCCGCUACUUUGACUUCAAAGUAUCGCGGGGACUCUGAAAAACUUGUUCGCCUGUUGUUUGAUAUGGCAGCAUUCCACGCUCCCAGUACAAUAUUUCUCGACGAGGUGGACUCUUUGUGUGCGGUGCGAGGUGCAGACUCGGAACACGAGGCGUCUCGGCGGUUCAAAGCGGAACUGCUCAUACAAAUGGACGGGUUGGCAGCCGCUUUUAAUCAAGAUAAAGUAAUAAUGGUGCUAGCGGCUACGAACCACCCGUGGGACAUCGACGAGGCGUUCAGGCGACGUUUCGAAAAGAGGAUCUAUGUCGGUUUACCUGAUGAGGCGGCAAGAGUGAAGUUAUUGAGGCUGUGUCUGCGGGAAGUGGUUUUGGGCGACGACCUCGAUCUAACUGAACUGGCAAAUAAGUUGGAGGGGUAUAGCGGCUCUGAUAUUACUAAUCUUUGCAGGGACGCGGCCAUGAUGACAAUGCGUCGUAAAAUAGCCGGCAAGAGUCCUGAUCAGAUUCGUCGCUUGAAGCGCUCUGAGUUAGAUGCGCCUGUGUCCAAACAAGACAUGCACACCGCCAUAGAGAAGACGCGACGCACGGUCACUCAAGCGGAUGUAGCGCGUUACACCGCUUGGAUACAAAAACACGGCUGUUCC
Brenthis ino (lesser marbled fritillary) is the source of this 2937-nucleotide messenger RNA. Lineage: Eukaryota; Metazoa; Arthropoda; Insecta; Lepidoptera; Nymphalidae. The record is from the annotation of a GenBank genome assembly.